Molecule: messenger RNA, 1887 nt
Organism: Vanderwaltozyma polyspora DSM 70294
Lineage: Eukaryota; Fungi; Ascomycota; Saccharomycetes; Saccharomycetales; Saccharomycetaceae
Gene: ATP25
Product: Atp25p
Exons: 1
Coding region: 1-1887 (628 amino acids)
Biological process (GO): mRNA stabilization; mitochondrial proton-transporting ATP synthase complex assembly; mitochondrial gene expression
Cellular component (GO): mitochondrion
Source: RefSeq, a predicted model, not a curated record
AUGCUUCGUUUGAAAUUUAAUUCAACAAGGAGGCUAACGGCCUUGGCAACUAAACACAAGCCUUCUUCGGGUAUAUAUUCAUUUCAUCUUCAAAAUAAAUUUAUUCAAUCCCAACGAUUCCAAUCCACAACCAAUGACUUUAACACUAAUGCAAUUAAUUCGGAUAGUAAGAAUUUAGAAGAACUAGACGUCAAUAAAACUGUUUCUAGUGCACCACAACCUUGGUAUUUGACGAUGGUUAAGCGUGAGAAAUUAGUCGAAAAUAAUACGAUUCUAGAGGAUCAAGUUGUAAAAUACCCUGAAAAUAGUCCAGGCUCGUUAAUAUCAAUAAUCGAAAUGUUAAAAACAGAAUUAGGUUUGACAGAUAUUCUAAUUUUCGAUUUAAGGGAAAAAGAAACCAAUAACGAGUAUAAUUAUCCAACUGCGGCUGCCAAAAUUAGUGAUUUUAUGGUUUUAAGCACUGCACAAUCUACAAAACAUUGUGAAAAAUGUUUUGUUGAGUUGAACAAAAUGAUGAAACAAAAAUUCAAUUCUAUUGCAUCAGUUGAAGGAAAUAUAAAUUCGAAUGAUGAAAGAAAGAAACAGAAAAGACUAGCAAGAAAGAGAAACCUGGAAAGAUCAUCGUUGGCUAAGAAUCCAACAACGUCAACCUCUAGAGAUUCUUGGUAUUUAGUGGAUUGUCAUCUUGAUAAUAUAUUUGUUAAUAUCUUAACCAAAAAUAGAAGAAAAGAAUUAAAUUUAGAGGAACUAUAUGCACCAAAAGAAGAAAGGGAAAAAUACCGUUAUGACAAUUCUAGAAGUGAUUUAGAAUUAUCCGACGAGUAUUCCUCUGGGAAUAAUAUACUUUCUGGCCUACGAAAAAUAGCGUUACAAAGAAGAAGGGCUUAUUCUACAUUGGCCAACCCUUCACAACUUUCUCCAGAUAUAGCAUUUGAUAUAUUAAAAGGACUAAAUAAAGACAACUUACACAUCAAACUGAAAGAACUAGAUCAGCUCAAAUCAGCCUCAUCCUUAACUGAUAUUGAUACAUUAAAUUUUCUCAGUUCAGCGGCAAAACAGCUUUCUAAUAAACAAGAAAAGAAAGUAUACUUUAAAGGACUUCAAAAAAUGUUUGAAUCUCAAUGGCCCUUAAUUAUACCGAGAACAAAUAGUGAUGAGUUUUGGUCAGCUAGGUCAAAUUUUUACAAAAGCUGUUUUGAAUUGAAUCCUCAACAAUUUAGCUUGAAAGAUUAUUUUAUCAAUUGUCUUUUGAUCAAGAGGGUCUCUGGAUUCAAGGUAGAAGAAAAAGAUUUAAUUAAUUUUUUUAAUAUUCUGUCUAGCUCCCUUUUGAGCAAUGAGAAAAGCAAUUACUGGAACCUAAUAAAGUCAAAUAAUCUAGUAGUCUCCGCAUUGAAUUUAAUUGAUGAUGAACGUAUAAUAAAAAACUCCCAGUUCAUAGAUACAUUAUUAAAUACUAUGAUAAUUGAUGAAAAUAAGCAUUCAAGAGCAUUAUAUGAAAUAGUUGAUUAUCUUGUAUAUAACUCGGAAAGAAGCAAUAAAGCUUUAGAGAUUCCUAUGAUCACUAUAAUAAUUAACGCGUUAUGCAGAGUUCAAAAUUGGUCAAAGUUAUGGCAAUUCUGGGAUAUAUUAGGGAAGAAUGCUAAUUAUAGAAACGAUUUUAGACCUUGGGCUGAAUACCUUAGAUUAAUUAACAAAAACGGUAAUGAAACUGUACAUAGAAAAAUCAUUGAAGAUGGUCAAUUAUUAUGGAUUGUUCGUAAUGAUGUGCCAUUGACCAAGGAAUUAACCGAUCAAUUAUCUAAGUUCUUUUCACUCUCCAAUGAUGAGGGAAUAGAAACUGAUACUGUUAAAGAGUUAAUUCUAAAUGCAAAACCAUCUCCUGUAUAA